AUGACACCAGUGACGCCGCAUUCUGCUGUCCCGCUCCCGCCCCACUCCCAGCCUUACCCCGAUGAUAGGCGGCACAUCAGCUUCGACAACGGCCCGCAGCCGCCCAUGUACAGCAGGCAACCAAGCUAUCAGCCCCAGACCCCGUUGCCGCACCCUCAGCCUUACGACUACCCGCCGCAGUAUGCUCACCAUGGCGAGCUCCCCUAUCCGAUCCAGGUCGCGGCUGCGUCGGGCAAGCGCAAGGCGCAAAGGGCAUCACAGGCUUGCGACAUGUGCCGGCAACUAAAGGCCAAGUGCGAUGAGUUGAAACCGUGCAAGAGCUGCAAAGAAAAGAAAGUCGAGUGCAAGUACCGGGAGGCUGUCCCGAAGCAGCAAGACAAGGUCACGUCUGAUAUUCUGGACACCCUAAUGACGCUGCAAAACAAGUUCGACUCCUUCGACCAACGCAUGAGCAGGCUGGAACGCGCAAUGGUGCGCAAUGGCGCCUCAGUUGACCUUUUGGCCGACCCGGGGUUGGACGACGAUGACCGACCCGAAUCGGCCGAAUCGGCGUUGCCCAAGGCUGAAGAUGCUGCCUCGGCUUCACCCGCAGACACGACAGGCGAAAAGCCACCUAUCGACAGCAUUCAGGCUCGUAAUAUUACGCGCGACAUGGACGAAGAAAAAGAGGUAGAGCCCGGCCCUAGGGUUCGACCAGGUCUCCCCUCGAUUCCGCAUAACCAUACCACGCUGGCUGCUUUCCUGCUAAAGUGGCGUCCCAUUUCGGUCCUUGUCGGGGGUAUCUUGGAAGCCGAAAACGUCAAGUACGUCGACGAAUUUCCGAUUCGCCAAGAAGAGAAGCGCGGCCUCCUCCGGAUUUGGGGCCGCGGUGAGGGCCUAGAGAGCAGCCUUCGAAUGGACAAGGCCGACCGGGAGGCCAUCCACGAUGCUGGCGCGAUGGAGGUUGUACAAGACGACGUUUCGGACUCUGGCGCUCCCUCGCCGGCCGACUGCUGGGGCGGCAUCAGCGGCUCGCCCGGACCAAUCGAUGGCAAGCCUGUCAUCAGCGUUCAGACGCCGGAUUUCAGCGAGAAGAUUGUGUGGAAGUAUGUUCAAAGCUUCGAGGAGAACAUCCAGAACAUGCACCCGCUUAUAAUACCGAAAGAGCUGCACGCAAUGGUCAAACUCUUUCUGGACACAGUCCAGCAGACUGCGAGCAAGCAGUCUCGCAGCGCUGGCAUCGCCAAGUUUGUCGUUACCCCGUCGCCGCAGUCCGAGACGGGGGUCAAGAGAAAGCGGUCUCCGGCGCCAGACGGCUCAGAGUUGCCCGCCACAUCACCCAAACCGGCAAAACCCGUCUUCCAGCGAUCCAUCAAUAACGCCCUCGUCUUGUUAGUGCUUGCGCUGGGAAAGAUCUGCUUGCAUAAAGACAGGAUCCCCGACGUGGUGCCAGUCAGUGAUGCCACGCACAACUCGCCCAUGGCGCGGAACGGAUACCCGGCACCAACAUCUCCCAUCCAGCCUUCCUCGCCCUCCCAAGCAUCGCACACGCACUCGGCCGGUCUGCCAUCUCCCAAGGAGGGUGUUGAGCGUCCAGGACCCAGCAGGCGAUCCUCCUUCCAGGGCGGAGGCCCGCCCAUCAAGGGGGGAACAUCUCUGAAGAGAAACAUGGACGUGAUCCCGGGGUUGGACUACUUCGCUUAUGCCACCGAUAUCCUAGGAGGCCAGCUUGCGGGAACCAGCUUACGGCAUAUCCAUGCAUACCUCCUUGCUGGGUUGUAUCACGGACAGCUGGGACGGGUGUUGGAGAGCUACGCUUACAUCAAGGAGGCCGGAUAUGCGUUACAGGUUAAGAUGAGACCGAGUUUAGACCGGUUCAGCAAGAUGCGGCGUGAUCAAGUUGGAGUAUCUGAGAAGUCGGAUAACCAGCUUGUCUUCGCCUUUUGGACUUGUUUGCAACUCGAGAGUGACAUAAUCGCCGAGUUGCCACUCCCCCAAUCGCACAUCUUGGCCUACGAGGACAUGAUGCCGUAUCCCAAUAUCAACUUGGCCCGAGACCUGGGCUUCAGCCAGAUUGUGCUUGAGAGCUACCUCGCACAGUUGUAUCUGCGCAAGAAGUUGAAUGAAAUCCACGGAAUGCUGUAUGACCCGGACAAGCCGCUCCCACCGCUCCUUGGCACGGGAGGCGGGGCCGGCGGCAACAUCAUCGAAUACAUUGAGGACUCACUCGAUAUGCGCUACCAGCGCUGGGUGCCGCCCGAAUUCAAAUUCCAGCCCACCGAUCCGCCGGCCGGAGAUAUCCUGUCGGCACGACUGCGCGCUAAGUACUGGGGAGCGCAGGUCAUCACCUACCGGCAGUUUGUGCGCACGAUCCUUGAGGUCAACUUUAGCAAAACCAUGUCUCACGAGUCGCCGAUGCCCGCGUCCGAAUUCCGCUCCGGUCUCAUGGUGCCCGUUGUCGGCCCGGACAAGGACAUUCCCGACGAGAUGUAUCGAUAUGCGAAGAAGGGAGUCAACGCGCUGAUCGAGAGCACGCGGGCGUUCCAUGGGCUCAAGGAGAGGCGGUUCGUCGUCACCAAUAUUUUUGGGACGGCCCAUGCUCAAUGGGGCAAUCUUCUCACCCUCUCGGCUGUAUUUCGAGACCCCACUCUCCGAAACCUGGUCGACGAGCAGGUGCUCAGGGAGCUCUUUUCCAGGACCAUCGCCUUCUUCAGGAUUAUUGCCCAACCCACCAGCGCCCUGCACAUCGACCUGCGCAUCCUCGAGGGCCUCGAGCGCGAGCUCUGGCCUAAUAAUAAGUCAAACAAUGCCGAUACCGCCAUGGAUCAUCCGACGGGAUCCAGCUUCUCCAGCUCGGCGAGCGGCGGCGGUGAACUGCCCGCACCGCCGCCGCCGCCGCCGCCGCCGCCGCGGAUGCAUCCGAUGCCGCCUGUCGCCGGCCCUCUCCCGGCUGGCAUGCACUCGCCUGUCAUGAAUCAUCAUCAUAUUAUCACCAACGGGAUGAGCAGCAGCAUGUCGCCGCCGCUUCCAUCGCCGAUGCAGCUCCACCAGGCGGCGACGGCGGGGCUCCCGGGACCGGUCCAAAUGAUGUCGGAGGCGAACUCGGUGGUUCAUCAUCAUCAGGGAGCGGGGGCGCACCACCACCACCCUGGUAUGUUGCCGCCUAUGCAACACCAUCCACCACCUCAUUGA
Molecule: messenger RNA, 3171 nt
Organism: Parathielavia appendiculata
Lineage: Eukaryota; Fungi; Ascomycota; Sordariomycetes; Sordariales; Chaetomiaceae
Exons: 6
Coding region: 1-3171 (1056 amino acids)
Biological process (GO): regulation of DNA-templated transcription
Molecular function (GO): zinc ion binding; DNA-binding transcription factor activity, RNA polymerase II-specific
Source: RefSeq, a predicted model, not a curated record